CCUGACUUUCAGCGGCUCGAACGAAAAUGAAGCUGGAAACAAGCAUAUUGGUUUACGCUUACCCACUUUCUCUGUACGUCGUUCGGCUUUUGUGUCCACUCGCCUUUCGCCGGCAGACCGACCAUGUCGCGAAGGAGAAAGCGCGAAGGUUCAAUACGAUAAUUUGGUACCUUCAGUGCGUACUAUCUUUAUUAAUGCUCAUGACCGUUGGUUUCGCUGUUCCAGCAUACAUAUCUGCUAUUCGUCAUGACAAAGGAAUUCUAUUAAACGAAGCCUUCCUUAUUUCUUACGCCUCUGUUGCGCUCUACUAUCUUGCUGGUCUGCUUCCCGAUCCAGUUGACGAUUUCGCACCCGGAGCUUCCAAUUUUUGUGUUUGGAUCGUUGGGCUGUCCUUUGAGGGAUUAUUAUGGACUUUUUACGUGAGGACUCUCAACUCCUUCGCUACGCCUCAUCUUGUGUUGGGAAUCUUCAGGAUGGCUAUCCUGCUCAUGAUGAUCUCAGCAUAUGCAACUGCUAGAUGGAACCAUGUCGUCAGAAAAGUCCAUUCACAAGAGACGGAUAGGCUCCUUGGUUCGAAUGGGAAUGACCCAAAUGGAUACGGGUCAAUUGGCGGAAACACCAUGCCGGCCACCAAGACUGCACCAGAACGUAAAGCGGGAUGGUUGGACUAUUUCAUUGGCUUCCGGAUCUUAUUUCCCUACAUAUGGCCUUCCAACUCUCAUAAGCAGCAACUUAUAUUUUUGGCGAGUUUGAUCUUGGUCAUUGCUCAAAGAUUGAUCAAUAUUUUGGUACCAUGGCAACUUGAGAUUUUGGUCGCUUCACUUGGACAGGGAAAAAUGCCAUACAAGAACAUCGCUUUGUAUGUCACCUGCCGCGCUCUUCAAGGCCAACAAGGAAUUCUUGGCUCAGCUCGGGCUAUCCUAUGGAUUCCAGUCAGCCAAUCACUUUUCCGGAGACUAACCUGCGCGGCGUUCGAACACAUCUUGGGACUUUCGCUCGAGAUGCACCUCAGCAAGCGCAUCGGCGAAGUAAUGAGUGCUCUCAAUAAAGGCAGUGCCUUGAACACAUUCUUGGAUGGGUUUGCGUUUCAAUUGUUUCCAAUGGUUUUUGAUCUAGGCAUUGCUGCUAUCUACUUCCUCGUACGAGUUGAUGCAGUGUAUGCAUUGAUCAUUAUUGGGGUAAUGUGGAGUUACAUCUACAUGACAAUUUACAUGGCCCAGUGGCGCGCAGAGGCGCGCAGGGAGAUGGCUAAACGAGAUCGAGAAAUGGACGCCGCAAAAAUGGAUACAAUGAUGUCCUACGAAACCGUUCACCACAACGUCGCCGUUCCGCUCGAGGUAGAGAGAUUUGAUACCCAUGUUUCUGCCUAUCAGAAAUCAGAGUUUUUGGUAUUAUUCUCACUCAACGCCCUGAACAUCACUCAGAAUAUGGUUCUUACCGUGGGCAUUCUGCUAGUGGUUCUUAUAUCAUCCUUCCAAAUAUCACUGGGUGUUCAAUCGGUAGCCAUGUUUGUCGGUAUUCUGGGCUACAUGACCCAACUGCAAGCGCCUCUACAAUUCUUCGGUAGCUUUUACAAUCAGGUCCAGACUAACUUGGUCGAAGCCGAGCGCAUGCUUGAUUUGUUCAAGCAGAAGCCUACCAUAGUUGACUCGAAAGAUGCUGCGGACCUCUUGCAUUAUUCUGGUCACAUAUCAUUUCGUAAUGUUUCAUUCGCAUACGACGCCCGUCAACCAAUUCUUCGUAACAUUUCAUUCACCGUGAAGCCGGGUACUUCUACAGCCAUUGUUGGCGAGAGUGGGAGCGGAAAGUCGACCUGCUUGAAGCUGCUUUAUCGUUUCUAUGAUACCAAAGACGGCAGCAUCUUACUUGAUGGUAAGGAUUUACGGACUCUUAAGAUCCAAAGUUUUCGGAAAUACAUCGCCAUCGUACCACAGGAUACUAUUUUAUUCAACUCAAGUAUCCUGUAUAAUCUGCUGUAUGCAAAUCCGAACGCUACCUUGGAAGAGGUACACGAGGCCUGUCGCGCAGCUAGCAUUCACGACAAAAUUCUUACUUUCCCUGAUGGGUACGAGACAAAAGUAGGCGAGCGAGGCCUGCGGCUCUCUGGGGGGGAGAAACAGCGUAUUGCGAUAGCCCGAGCAAUCUUGAAGAAUCCGCAAGUCAUAUUAAUGGACGAGGCUACAGCGAGUCUUGAUUCCAGUACAGAGCAACAAAUUCAAGGCGCCCUGGAGACUGUAACCAAGGGAUUGACUACAAUAACAAUCGCCCAUCGACUAUCGACUAUCACCGAAUCUGACCAGAUACUCGUUAUGCAUCAAGGAGAGAUUGACGAGCGAGGUACUCACGAAGAAUUACUGUCUUUGGGUGGUAGAUACAAGACUAUGUGGGAAAAGCAGAUGAGCUAUGAUGCUACUCAAGGUUCCUCGUCUGAUAACAGCGACAGCUCAGUUGAUUGAUAGUUUAGAUUCCCCUGUACCGUCGGGUGCUGCCGUCUUAUUCACAGGAACUAGAAAGACUCUAUAGAAGAAAAGAAUCACUGGACGAAGAGAGAAUCCCUUAUCUACGGCAUGUUAAAGAGAACUCUGGCUCUAUUUAUCUGUUGCAUCUAUAGGCGAUAGUAUUGUAAUAUUUAGAUAAGCAAACAUAUGUUCAAGAUUGCAAAGUCUGGCAGUGGCUGCAUUUUGAGCGAAAUAAGGCGUGGGUCUUUUCGACUUGCGUGACCUUUUCUGAUUAUUUCCCAACACCACGGAAGGGUCCUGCAGCGCUCUGACCACAGUGCAAGGGCAGGGA
Messenger RNA from Aaosphaeria arxii CBS 175.79, 2790 nucleotides. RefSeq lists its product as uncharacterized. The transcript has 8 exons. The record is from RefSeq and is a predicted model, not a curated record. Gene Ontology annotation, cellular component: membrane. NCBI's taxonomy places the organism in Eukaryota, Fungi, Ascomycota, Dothideomycetes, Pleosporales. Gene Ontology annotation, biological process: transmembrane transport. Bases 27 to 2456 code for a protein of 809 amino acids. Gene Ontology annotation, molecular function: ATP binding; ABC-type transporter activity; ATP hydrolysis activity.